AUGAAACCAUUUAAUGUGGACGAUAUCCGAGAUUCGAAUUAUUCGCAGUUACAAGGAAAGUGCUUAGAGUCUGAUGCUACUAUACGUUGCUCUUCUAACUAUGAUCCAUUGGUUAAAAAUAAAAAUUUCAACGAUCCAUUACUACCCAAUCACUUGGACAAAAAUACAAUAUAUGGCAUCAUAACAAAUAAUAAACUGUCUGCUAGCGAUGUGAUUUUUCCAAAUAAAUUGUUUCGGGAAAAUGGUAUUGAAGACAAAAAAGAAACAGAUUUAUAUAAAAUUUCUCAUCACACGUACGGCAUUGGCGAACAAUUAAAUCGAAAGUAUGCAAACAGUUUUGAUCCAGAUUAUCGGUAUGGUAAGUCAUUAAAACGGUUACCAGCGGGUGUUUGGUUUAAAAAUAAUGUUCAAACUAAAUCGUCAGAUGAAAAUCAAAAUAUGCUAGCUGAUUAUAUUAGUAAAUUGUUAGAAAGUAAAGAGAACACUCGGUGCCGGUAUCCGUAUAUCGACAACCGGCAAGGAAAAUUCAUAGGCAGAUCGUAUUUAAGAGCACAAGACGUUUUAACCGGAAACGAACCAGACAAAAAAGAUUUUGAGCGUAUCGACUAUUCGUCGACAGUCAUUAGAUUGAAACAUUAUAUCAAAGAAAAAAAAUGCGAUUUAAGGGAAUUACAUGAAACGUUCAAAUUAUUUGAUAAGGAAUGCACGGGAUGGCUGCCACUGGAACAAGUGUAUAAAAUCUGUUACCAAUAUAAAAUCAAGCCUGAGAAAAAAUUGUUCGAUCUUGCCUUAUAUUCCAUUAAUGCCAUUAGUAGUAACAAUGUCAGCUAUAAUUUAUUUCUGGAUUUACUCGACCCGAACGUAAAGUUUUGGACGGUUUUAAAGAACGAUGACCGUACAGAUAUCGACAGAUUCAUUCCAACAUAUAAAAACGAUUAUGGCAACACAUUGUCUCGUAGCAUUCAAUUAAAUAAAAACCUCAACGAUUAUACAUCUGUUAAACCGAAAUCCUUGAUUUAUCUGGAUUGUUUUGGGUCUGAAACGAAUGUAAAAGCAUUACUAAACCCGACAAUAUUUUCAAACUACGGACUAACUUACAGAGACUUUUAUAUAGGUCGUAGUAAAGAUGUAAUGAAAAAACUAUUCCAAGACAUUGGAGUGGACUUACCAAAUGACAUUUUUAAUAUCACUUGGGAUAAUGCGUACCGAUGUGAUGGUGUCGACGACAAAGUGAGCGUAGAAGUUUUUAGACAGGCUCUACAAGAACUAGCCGACAGAACGAUGGACUAA
Messenger RNA from Rhopalosiphum maidis (corn leaf aphid), 1290 nucleotides. RefSeq lists its product as uncharacterized. The record is from RefSeq and is a predicted model, not a curated record. Bases 1 to 1290 code for a protein of 429 amino acids. Lineage: Eukaryota; Metazoa; Arthropoda; Insecta; Hemiptera; Aphididae. The transcript is spliced from 8 exons.